This is a messenger RNA of Galeopterus variegatus (Sunda flying lemur), 2163 nucleotides long. Its product is annotated as zinc finger protein 420-like. The record is from RefSeq and is a predicted model, not a curated record. Gene Ontology annotation, biological process: regulation of DNA-templated transcription. NCBI's taxonomy places the organism in Eukaryota, Metazoa, Chordata, Mammalia, Dermoptera, Cynocephalidae.
AUGACGAGCAGAAAAGUGGGGGCCAGAGCCCCCACCAGGGAAAUGUCUAGUACAGCCAAGGUUGCGGGGCUGCCGCCAGGACCCCAGAACUGCAGGGCCAUUGGCAACAUGCAGUGCAGACCUGGAAAAGCUGCAGGCACCAGCGCAGCUCACUGGGUUGUGCCUGGCAGAGCUGUGGAAGGGUUGGUAUCUUUUGAGGAUGUGGCUGUGGACUUCACCUGGGAGGAGUGGCAGGACCUGAAUGAUGCUCAGAGGACUUUGUACAGGAAUGUGAUGCUGGAGACCUACAGCAGCCUGGUGUCAUUGGGGCUCUGCGUUACCAAACCUGAGGUGAUCUUCAAGUUGGAGCGAGCAGCAGAGCCAUGGAUGAUAGAAGAACACCCAAACCAGAGCCUACAAGAUGUCCAGAUAGUAGAUAAUCUAAUUGAGAAAAGCCAAGAAAGUCCUGCUACACAUUUGUGGCAAGGUGUAAUCGCCAACAGCAACACAUCAACUGAGGAGAGAGUUGAGUUAGGAAUAAAAUUUAAUUUAAGCUCACCUGAUGAGAUGCAUGAUGGAGAGAAAGCUGAUGACUGUAAUAUGACUGGGAAAUCGCACAGACAUCAUGAGCAUCUUAGUCAGCAUAACAAGAUUCAAACUGAGCAGCGGCCUUUUAAAUAUAGUGGACAAGGGAAAGCCUUCAACAUAGAGCCAAUAUUAUUUACACAUAUGAAGUUUCAUAUGGGAGAGAGCUCUGAUAAAUGUAAUAAAUAUGGGAAAGCCUUUGAUAAGUCAACUCUUAUCACCCAAGAUAUAAUUCAGGUAUCAAGAAAAACUUUUGUAUGUAACAUAUGUGGAAAAAUAUUCUAUAAAAAGUCUAAACUCACUAUACAUCAAAAAAUACACACAGCAGAGAAACUCUAUAAAUGUAGUGAAUGUGAGAAAUCCUUCUUGAAGAAAUUAUCCCUUAUAAUCCAUAAGAGGACACAUGCAGGGGAGAAGCUAUAUGUGUGUAAUGAAUGUGGAAAUACCUUUCACCAGAAGUCACUCCUCAGGAGGCAUCAGAGAACUCACACAGGUGAGAAAGCGUAUGAAUGUGAAGAAUGUAGGAAAUCUUUCUCCUAUAAAUCACACCUCAAUAGACAUAAGAGAAUUCACACAGGGGAAAGGCCCUAUGAAUGUAAUGAGUGUGGAAAAACCUUUCACCAGAAGGCAUACCUUAGCACGCAUCAGAUCAUUCACAAAAGGGAGAAGCCUUAUGUGUGUGAUGAGUGUGGAAAAAUCUAUCACCUGAAGUCUCUCCUCAGGAGGCAUCAGAAAAUUCACAGUGAGAAACUAUAUGAGUGCAAAGAAUGUAGAAAAUCUUUUUACCAUAAAUCACACCUCAAUACACAUCAAAGAACUCACACAGGGGAAAGGCCCUAUGAAUGUAAUGAGUGUGGAAAAACCUUUAACCGUCAGUCAAACCUCAGCAUACAUCAAAAAAUUCAUACAGGGGAAAGACCCUAUGAAUGUAAUGAGUGUGGAAAAACCUUUCACCGGAAGGCAAACCUCAGCACGCAUCAGAGAAUUCACACAGGUGAGAAACCAUAUGAAUGUAAAGAAUGUAAGAAUACUUUCAGCCUUAAAUCAGUCCUCAGUGUUCAUCAGAGAAUUCACACAGGUGAGAAACCAUAUGAAUGUAAAGAAUGUAGAAAAUCUUUCUACCAGAAGUCAAACCUCAAUAGACAUGAGAUAAUUCACACAGGAAAAAGGCCCUAUAAAUGUAAUGAGUGUGGAAAAACCUUUAACCGCAAGUCAAACCUCUGCACACAUCAAAAAAUUCAUACAGGGCAAAGGCCCUAUGAAUGUAGUGAGUGUGGAAAAGCCUUUCACCAGAAGUCACACCUCAGCAGCCAUCAGAGAAUUCACACAGGUGAGAAACCAUAUAAAUGUAAUAAAUGUAGAAAAUCUUUCUAUCACAAAUCACUCCUCAAUGUACACCAGAGAACUCAAGGUGAGAAACCAUAUAAAUGUAAUAAAUGAGAUCAUAAAUCACACCUUAAUAGACAUAUGAGAAUUUAAACAGGGGAAAGGCCCUAUUCGUGUAAUGAAUGUGGAAAAACAUUUCAUCAGAAGUCAAAUCUCAAAAAAAAAAAAUUGGUUGAAUUUGCAAAUUUGGAUCCCAUGGAUAUGGAAGGCUGA